This is a messenger RNA of Choloepus didactylus (southern two-toed sloth), 2142 nucleotides long. It is a transcript of the gene TMPRSS5, whose product is annotated as transmembrane serine protease 5. Bases 135 to 1511 code for a protein of 458 amino acids. The transcript has 13 exons. Gene Ontology annotation, molecular function: serine-type endopeptidase activity. NCBI's taxonomy places the organism in Eukaryota, Metazoa, Chordata, Mammalia, Pilosa, Megalonychidae. The record is from RefSeq and is a predicted model, not a curated record. Gene Ontology annotation, cellular component: plasma membrane. Gene Ontology annotation, biological process: proteolysis.
GGGGCCAUGUAUAAGCCAGAGAUCUCAACCUCCAACAAAGCAGCCUGGACUCUUUAAUCAUUGCUGAACCUUAGAAGAGGAGAGGAACUCUGUCCAGCAGACUUUGAGGUUUACUUUGAUUGCUGCUGACCCAUAUGAGCCUGAGGAUGGAUGACCAAGCCCCUAAGGAGGCUCAGUAUGCAGAGGAAAGCCCAGGACCUGGGAUCUUCAAAGAAGACGAGUUAUGGAAGCCCGAGACCCAGCAGCAACCCAUCUCUCAGGCAGGGUGCUGGCGCUCCGUGUGGCAUGGCUGUGUGGUGUUGGGAGCCCUGGGACUGCUGGCUGGUGCAGGUGUUGGCUCGUGGUUUCUAGUGCUGUAUCUGUGGCCAGCUGCCUCUCAGCCCAUUUCUGGGACCUUGCAGGACGAGGAGAUGACUUCAAGCUGCUCAGGGGCCAGGAGUGAGGAAGCCCCACUCCCCUCACUUCCCAAAACAGUAUCUUUCAGAAUAAACACCGAGGACUUCUUGUUGGAAGUGCAGGUGAGGGCCUGGCCGGCAUGGCUCCUGGUGUGCCACGAGGGCUGGAGCCCUGUCCUGGGGAUGCAGAUCUGCCGGAGCCUUGGACACCUCAGACUCACUCACCACAGGGGAGUGAACCUGUCUGACAUCAAGCUCAACAGCUCCCAGGGGUUUGCUCAGCUCUCUCCUAGACUGAGGAGCCUCCUGAAGGAGGUGUGGCAGCCCAGAAACAACUGCACUUCUGGCCGAAUUGUUUCCCUCAAAUGCUCUGAAUGUGGAGCAAGGCCCCUGGCUUCCAGGAUAGUUGGCGGGCAGGCCGUGGCUCCUGGGCGCUGGCCAUGGCAGGCCAGCGUGGCCCUGGGCUCCCGGCACACAUGCGGGGGCUCUGUGCUGGCACCACACUGGGUGGUGACAGCUGCGCACUGCGUGCACAGGCUAUCACGUCUGUCCAGCUGGCAGGUGUACACAGGGCUGGUCAGCCUCAGCACCAUCAGGCCACAUCAGGGGGCUUUAGUGGAAAGGAUCAUCCUCCACCCACUCUACAAUGCCCAGAAUCACGACUACGACAUCGCCCUCCUGCGGCUCCGGAUGCCACUCAACUUCUCAGACACCGUGGGCGCUGUGUGCCUGCCAGCCGAGGAGCAGGAGUUCCCAAGGGGCUCACGGUGCUGGGUGUCCGGCUGGGGCCACGCCGACCCCAGCCAUACCCACAGCUCUGCCACGCUCCAGGACACAGUGGUGCCCCUGCUCAGCACCCAGCUCUGCAACAGCUCUUGCAUGUACAGCGGGGCCCUCACCCCCCGCAUGCUGUGUGCGGGCUACCUGGAUGGGAGGACCGACGCAUGCCAGGGGGAUAGCGGGGGACCCCUGGUAUGCCCAGAUGGGGACAAGUGGCGCCUGGUGGGAGUGGUCAGCUGGGGCCGUGGCUGUGCAGAGCCCAAUCACCCGGGAGUCUAUGCCAAGGUAGCAGAGUUCUUGGACUGGAUCCACGACACGGUCCAGCAGGUACAUUAGAUGGAGAAGUUGCUGCCACCCAGAUGUAGGAGGCCUGGAUCACCUACAAGAUCACUCCACGAGAGGGACAGUCACCACCUACACCAGCCACCGGACCGUGCAGCCUCACCCCUCCAGCCCUGAUUUCAAGUCCUUCCUUCUCACCAGAGGUUCUCUGACCGGGCAGAGGCUGUGGUGGGUUGGGAGGUGGGAGAGCUGAGGGAUGUGGGGGAGGAAGAGAGAGGCAGGAGCUGGAAAGGAACAGGCAGCAGGAAGCAGCGGGCUGCCUGCCCUCCGGCCCCACCCUCCCCACAGCCCCUGAGCACAUCUUUUGGAGGAUGUUCCGGGAUACCCCCAGUCCUGCCUUCUCCCUGUGCCCUCAGGUGGCUAAGUGCCUCCCUAGAGGAGCCCCUGGCUCCAAGGCUCCUGGGCAGAUGGGGUCAAGGCUGGACCAGCCCACACCAAGCCCUUGGGUGUCAGGAUCCUCUAGUCUCCCCCACUUCCUCUUAUCCCCUCUGGGCUCUGGCCGGCCCUGCAUGGCUUGGGGCACUGUACAACAAGGAGGUUGGGGUCAGAAUAGGGUACUGGUUUUAAAAUUACAGUUCUGUGAACUGAACCAAGGAGUUCUGUUAUUAAAGUGAAAUGAUAUAUG